Molecule: messenger RNA, 1374 nt
Organism: Wyeomyia smithii (pitcher-plant mosquito)
Lineage: Eukaryota; Metazoa; Arthropoda; Insecta; Diptera; Culicidae
Exons: 1
Coding region: 1-1374 (457 amino acids)
Source: RefSeq, a predicted model, not a curated record
AUGGAAGACGACCAACCGCAUUACCGCGAUGCGGACCACCAACGGACCCAGCAGCAGCAGAGCGGUCCUGCGGGACAUUUUAUUCAGUCGGCUUCCCAUCAACAGCAAGCACCACUUUCGUCAGAUAACCUCCUCGCACAGAUGAUGCACAUGAUGCAGCAGCAACAGUUGCAGUACCAGCAGCAGUUGAAUCAGCUUCUUCUCCGACAACAGCAGAAUGAACAGCGGUCAGAAGAACGAUUCCUUCAGAGCGAAGAACGACAACAAGCAUUAUUCCAUAAUAUAGCGUCAUCAAUCAACGUGCAAGUUCCACCUAACCCCGAACAAAUUUUGGAUUCUCUUGCGGGAAUUAUUAAAGAGUUCCACUAUGAGGCAGAAAGUAAUUUAACAUUCGCAGGUUGGUAUUCGCGGUAUGACGACCUAUUUGAAAAGGAUGCUUCUCUUUUAGAUGACGAGGCCAAGGUACGUCUACUUUUACGGAAAAUGGGUGCCAUGGAACACGAGAGGUAUGUCAGCUUCAUACUUCCGAAGCUACCAAAAGAUUUUAGUUUAAGCCAAACGGUAGAAAAACUAAAGGGACUUUUUGGCGCCAAAGAAUCUGUUAUCAGCCGACGGUAUAGAUGUCUCCAAGUUUCCAAAAACCCAACGGAGGACCACAUUGCCUUCGCUUGCCGGGUGAAUAAAUCCUGUGUCCAAUUCGAACUAGGAAAGCUCACCGAAGAAGAGUUUAAGUGCCUGAUAUAUGUGUGUGGGCUUAAAUCUGAAAGUGAUGCCGAAUUACGAAUCAGACUUCUUUCCAAAAUCGAAGAACGAGACAACGUUACUCUCGAGCAGUUAUCGGAGGAAAGUCAAAGAUUGGUCAACUUGCGACAUGAUAAUGCAAUGAUUGAGUGUACUUCUAAUUUCGGUCAUGUGAAUGCAGUGAAGCAAUUCAAUGGGCGACGUUUUAGGAAAUCAGGAUAUGUAGCAGCCAAAACCGAUGCAAGUGAAAACAAAAACAAGCCAAAAUCGCAGUGUUGGUUUUGUGGUUCGUUACAUUAUGCUCGAGAUUGUACCUUCAGAAGCCAUAAGUGUUCCGAUUGUGGUCAAAUGGGACACCGAGAGGGGUAUUGUUCUAGUGCCAAGAAGUCGCGAGGAGCAGCAAGAAAGCGAGGGAAAUAUUCGGUGACCAGCAAAGUGGUUACAGUAAAUUUAUGCAGUGUGGAAAGUCGAAGAAGAUUUGUUUCUGUUUCAUUCCCUGGAGGUGAAAUACAAUUGCAGCUUGAUACAGCGUCCGACAUAACAGUGAUCAGCCAGAAGAUUUGGCAGAAGAUUGGAAGUCCAGUGUUGGUUCCAGCUACAGUGAAAGCAAAGACAGCUCGGAAAGUGUUUUGA